AGAAACUGCUAUAUAAUAUUUUUAUUUAAUCAUAAAUAAUUCGGGCAAGAUAUUACUUAUUUUGGCAUUCAAAUAUAUUUAAUAAACUAUUGAAGUAAAUAUGUUUAACAUUAAUUCAUCUAACUCAACAACAUCGUCGUCGGAAGCAAAUGACAAAAAAACAAUUAGAAAUGAUGUUAAUUUGGACGAAUUACCUUUGUAUCUUAUUGGCACUCAACAAAGAUUUAGAGAAAAUAUUAUAAUUCCAAGAACCGUAACCAAUGUAGCAAUCAAAACCAAUGAAGAAAAAAGGAUAGAAAGUAUGAUGGAAAGUUGUACUUUUAAAAGUAUUGGAAGUUGUGUUAUAGGGUUUGGCUUGGGAGCUGCAAUAGGUUUAUUUUCAUCUAGUGUAAACCCAAAUGUAGCUGCUGUUGAAAAACAACAAACUGUUCGUGAAGUUUUUAGGGAGAUGAAAACUACUACACUAGGUUAUGCAAAAAAUUUUGCUGUACUUGGUGGUAUAUUUUCAGCAAUUGAAUGUACAAUAGAAACGUACAGAGGUAAAACUGAUUGGAAGAAUGGCACGUAUGCUGGUGGUUUAACAGGAGGACUAAUAGGACUAAGAGCUGGUGUAAAGGCAGGUUUAAUUGGAGCAGCAGGCUUUGCAGCAUUUUCAACAAUAAUAGACUACUAUAUGCAUCAAUCUUGAACACUUAAUAUUAUAAAUUAUAGUAAAUAUAUUUGUAUAAAAGAGAUAUAAAAUGCACUCUCAGUGUACCUGUACAAUACAUACAAAAGCGCGAAAAUGUUCUUAGUAUAAAAAUGCAUACAUAUAAGUACAAUAAUUAAAAAAUAAAAUAAAUGCACAUAAUA
Molecule: messenger RNA, 852 nt
Organism: Megachile rotundata (alfalfa leafcutting bee)
Lineage: Eukaryota; Metazoa; Arthropoda; Insecta; Hymenoptera; Megachilidae
Product: mitochondrial import inner membrane translocase subunit Tim22
Biological process (GO): protein insertion into mitochondrial inner membrane
Cellular component (GO): TIM22 mitochondrial import inner membrane insertion complex
Molecular function (GO): transmembrane protein transporter activity
Source: RefSeq, a predicted model, not a curated record